Eucalyptus grandis is the source of this 1476-nucleotide messenger RNA. RefSeq lists its product as uncharacterized. The transcript has 6 exons. The record is from RefSeq and is a predicted model, not a curated record. Lineage: Eukaryota; Viridiplantae; Streptophyta; Magnoliopsida; Myrtales; Myrtaceae. The coding region runs from base 1 to 1476 and encodes 491 amino acids.
AUGGGGAUAAGUACAGUGGCCAAUGUGGUGGGCAAACCACUGUAUGUUGAUCUCCGUACCGAGCAAAUGAAAUUGAUCUCGUUUGCAAGAGUUUAUGUGGAGAUAUCAGCAACACAGCCUAGGUGUAACUCAAUGGACAGAGACCUUGAUGGGGAAUCUUGUUCCGUGAAGAUUAAGUACGAAUUGCGACCAAUUGCAUGCCUGAGUUGUGGCACUUUUGGCCACAAGUGUGCCCCGCCUCCUACCCCCUCAAGCCCAAAAGGAGAAGCCCAACAAGACUCAAUUGUUGAACUCCCUGCUCCUGCUAUCCAGCCCUUGACCCCUGUUUCAGAAGCGGCUGCAACAUCUAAUGGUCUUGGGCUUGAAUGGAACCAAGUUGGUGGGCGUCUCUUCAGGAUCAAUGAAGCCUUCCACUUUUGCUCGGAGGAACCAGAGGCGCCUAAAGGAGCUGAGGACAACUCGGUGACUGCCACGAACUAUAUUGCUCCGUCCUCCUCUGAUGAAGAAUCGGAUGGGCAUGCUAGUCAGACAGAGCUGGAAGAUCUGAGGUAUGUUGGCAUUCACUUCACCUGGUUUACUUCAUCUGGAGCAAGCUGGAAACUAAGGAAGAUAGAUUGUGUGCUUGUCAAUACAAAGUGGAGCCAAGAAUUCUCCUAUUCAGAAGCCUCCUUCUUGGACCCUGACAUUUCUGACCAUACUCCUAUGAUAGUAAAGGUGUUGCAACCAGUUCAUCGGAGGAAACCCUUUAAGUUCUUUGAUUUAUGGACAAAGCACUCAAACUUCCAUGCUAUUGUUACUCAAGUAUGGAAGAGUCUCGGUGAAGGUUUUCCCGUGUAUGGGUUAGUGAGCAAGCUAAAAACCCUCAAAGGCCAUUUAAAGCUACUCAAUAGGGAGUCAUUCUUUAAUAUCUCUAAAAGGGUAGAUGUGGAAGAGUCCUUCUUUAGACAGAAGUCCAAGAUCAAAUGGCUCAAAGAGGGUGACCGGAAUACUAAGUUCUUCCACCACUCUGUCAAUAAGAGAUAUCCGAGGAACAGAAUCCUUUCUGUCAUGGACACAUCCGGUAUUCUUGUCUCGGAUCCAGCGAUGGUGCAGCACACCUUUGUCUCCCACUUUCAAGAACUCGUAGCGCCGAGGACCUUGCCUUUGAGGCCGUUACUACUAGAUGUACAGGAGGUCAUACGGCAUCCUCUAAGUGAGGAGCAGGUGCCUGGACCGGACAGGUUUGGGGUGGAGUUUUUCAAGCUUAACCGGGAGAUUGUAGGGCCAUUGGUCCUAGAAGCGAUUAAAAAUUUCUUUACCUUAGGGAGACUUCUUCGGGAGCUUAAUAACACCAUCCUUGUCUUGAUGCCUAAAGUUCCUAAUGCUUCUUCAGUCAAUGAUUAUAGGCCUAUUGCCUGCUGCAAUACUAUUUACAAAUGUAUCACCAAGGUUUUGGCUAACCAGGUGGCUGCAGUUCUACUUGAUGUUAUCAGCUAG